GAGCCCAGGUGAAAGCCCAGGUCUCCUCCUUAUCUAAUCCAAUCCCUUAUUUUGUUUUCAAAAAUAUAUAUCAAAUCACACACAUUUGGGGAAAAUGCCAUCUUCGAGCCCUCGCACCGUCGAAGAGAUCUUCAAGGACUACAGCGCUCGUCGCUCUGCUGUCAUUCGCGCCCUUACCUACGAUGUGGAUGAGUUCUAUUCGCUUUGCGAUCCAGAGAAGGAGAAUUUGUGCCUGUACGGACACCCAGAUGAGUCGUGGGAGGUGACUCUGCCGGCAGAGGAAGUACCCCCGGAGCUUCCUGAGCCUGCACUGGGCAUCAAUUUUGCAAGAGAUGGGAUGAACCGUAAGGAUUGGCUGUCAUUGAUUGCAGUACAUAGUGAUGCUUGGUUGCUCUCUGUGGCUUUCUACUUUGGUGCUCGCCUGAAUCGAAAUGAGAGGAAGCGUCUAUUUAGCUUGACAAAUGAUCUGCCUACAAUCUUUGAAGUCGUAACUGGAAGGAAGCCCGUAAAAGACAAACCCAGUGCAGAUAGUGGAAGUAAAUCCAGGAACAGCGCGAAGAGAUCAGUUGAUGGACAAAUAAAGAGCAAUAAUAAGUUACUCGAUGGGAGUUAUGUGGAGGAUGAAGAUGAGCAUAGUGAAACCCUAUGUGGAAGCUGUGGGGGAAAUUACAGUGCUAAUGAGUUUUGGAUUGGCUGUGACAUCUGCGAGAGGUGGUACCAUGGGAAGUGUGUGAAGAUUACACCAGCCAAGGCAGAAUAUAUUCAGCAGUACAAAUGUCCUUCGUGCAGCACAAAGAAGGGCAAGUAGUAGUGACUAAUGAAAAGCUCGGCGUCCAGGGAUUUUACCCCAUUGUAAUGGUCAAUUGUACGGUCGGUAGAUACUCUCUGACCACGGUUUUUCUUGUUUUAUUCCCACUCUCCGGCCAUGCUGCCAUCGUUAAAACCUAGUUUUAUCCCCCCCUUGCGUUAUAUGUACCUCUGUAUCCUCGUAAUGUAUAGAUCUUGUUUCAUUUGUGUUAUUUAUGAAAUGCUCUUGAGUUUUAGUUACUAAA
Messenger RNA from Prunus dulcis (almond), 1052 nucleotides. Its product is annotated as PHD finger protein ALFIN-LIKE 1. The transcript is spliced from 5 exons. Gene Ontology annotation, molecular function: transcription coregulator activity; histone binding; transcription cis-regulatory region binding. Gene Ontology annotation, biological process: regulation of DNA-templated transcription. Gene Ontology annotation, cellular component: nucleus. The record is from RefSeq and is a predicted model, not a curated record. NCBI's taxonomy places the organism in Eukaryota, Viridiplantae, Streptophyta, Magnoliopsida, Rosales, Rosaceae. Bases 95 to 808 code for a protein of 237 amino acids.